Danaus plexippus (monarch butterfly) is the source of this 1587-nucleotide messenger RNA. RefSeq lists its product as uncharacterized. NCBI's taxonomy places the organism in Eukaryota, Metazoa, Arthropoda, Insecta, Lepidoptera, Nymphalidae. Bases 324 to 842 code for a protein of 172 amino acids. The record is from RefSeq and is a predicted model, not a curated record. The transcript has 4 exons.
GAAAGCUUUAUAAGAAUUAUUUGAUCAUAAUCACGCCCUACCAGAGAGAAUAUUUCUAUUUUAUAUAGUUACGCUACACAACCUGAAGUCUUGAUAAAAACUGUUUUAAAAGGAAUGUUUGUUGUGUUAUGUCGUGACUAAGAAUCCCAAAAAUUGGUAUGAAUAUCGGAAGAAAAGUGUCGAUUUUACCUUUGUUUUAAGCAAUUAAACAGUCAACACGUAUGAUUAUGAUCAUAUGUCAAAAUAUAUAAUAAUCAUUGAGGUCUCUUUUUUCUUGUUAAUAUCACUAAAUACAACAAAUCAACAGGAAUGUUCAAUACUGAAUGAAUUUUAAAAAUAUUUUGUCUACGAAUUCGGUGGGGUCUUCAGUUUUGAGAUCAUUUCAUUUAGAAGACAUCUCUAAAUUGCAAAAUGAAAUUGAACUACUGCGACAAAAUGUGUCCGCCCUAAAAAUUUUGCUUGAAAGUAGAGAAACUGCUAUCGGCAUUCUUGCUCGAGAGAAAAAGAAUUUAUAUCUUGAUUUGACGAAGGUGCAAAGAAUUAAAAAAAAGAUAGAACAACAGCUCUUACACGAAAGAAAAAUGAAUUCAAUAUAUAAAGAGUGCUUGUUGGACGCCAAGAAACACAUUUUAAAUGGAUCCGAAAAAUCUGACACAUCAGACGGAGUUGAAGAUCGAGGUAUAAGUGACCUUAAAAAAGAGAUAAAGUCGAAGGAUCAAGUUAUAAUUUCUGUGUGUAACAAAUAUCUCAAAUUAAAAAGAUACAAAAGAGUUUUACAAGAUAAGUUUAAAACACUGCAAAGAAAUUGUGGAGAGUUUUUUAGGUUUGUGAAAAUGUUUUAAAAGCCCUAAGAGAACACAGAGAAGCCGUUGAUUCAUUAUUGGAUGAUUUGAUAAAAAACACAUCGACAUCGCCCAGACAAGAGGAAUACAUUAAGUUGGUCAAAAUGAACAAUGACCUUCAGUUUGAAAAUACUCAACUGAAACUUUACCAAAUUUCAAAUACAUAUUUAAGUGGUGAUAGAGAUAAUCCCAGUCUUUCGUCCCAACAUAAAAUGAACAACUAUGAUGAACCAAUACCAUUAUACUCCAAGCGAACGUGCUGUUCUCGAAUACAUUAUCCUACUGACAUACUAACGGUUUCUAAAAAUUCUAUUGCCCGUUUUUGCGACAUUCAUAAUCUUCGUAAAUCUAUAUCUGACAGUGAUCUGCAAGGACAUUUUUAUACUUAGCUACCUAUUUCUAUACUUUUAGCUGAUACGAUUGACUUCGGCCACGUUGCUGGCUAAAUUAAUGAAGUAUUCGUAAGUGCAAAAAAACAUAUUACGGUCUUCGUAGUGUAGUUUCUUUCAACUUUCAUAAGUAUAUUACUUGCAAAUAUGGCUAUAACUUUUUUUUUGUAAUAAAGUGUCUAAGAAAAAUAUAAUUAAAAUAUAUCUUGUCCUCUAUCCAUGAGCGGGUACAAUAUCAGAACUCUAUCAUUUUAUUUCAAAAGUUAUGUAUAGUCAAUUGAAUAUGUUAGAUGAAUAGAUUACUAUGAGUAGAUAAGUAAAUGUAUAAAAAAAAUUCAAAAUAUAUGUCUUUUAUU